GGGCAGCGCGGGACGCGGCGGAGCUGCCUAUCGCCAUGGGCGGUGGGUGCCGGGCCCGGGCCCCCCCGGCCGCGCUGCGGCUUCUCGUCGCCCACGCGAUGCUGCUCUGCGCCGCCGGGAGCGCCGCGGCCGCCGGCACCGUUAACCCGUGCUGCUAUUAUCCCUGCCAGCACCAAGGCGUGUGUGUGCGGGUUGGACUGGAAGGCUAUGAGUGCGACUGCACGCGGACGGGGUACUUCGGGGCCAACUGCACCUCACCUGAGCUCUGGACGCGCCUACGUGACCUGCUGAAGCCCAGUCCCACCUUCUACCACUUUGUCCUCACCCACUUCAGGUGGUUCUGGGACAUCAUCAACAGCACAUUCAUCAGAGACACGCUGAUGAGGCUCGUGCUCACAGUUCGCGCCAACCUCAUCCCCAGCCCUCCCACCUUCAACUCCCAGUACGGCUACAUCAGCUGGGAGGCCUACGCCAAUGUCAGUUAUUACACCCGCAUCCUCCCGCCGGUGCCGGAGGAGUGCCCCACACCCAUGGGGACCAAAGGGAAGCAGCAGCUCCCCGAUGCCCAGCUGCUGGCUCAGCGCUUCCUGCUGCGGCACAAAUUUGAAGCUGACCCCAGGGGCACCAACUUGAUGUUUGCCUUCUUCGCUCAGCAUUUCACCCACCAGUUCUUCAAGACCUCCGGGAAGAUGGGACGUGGUUUCACCAAGGCGCUGGGGCACGGGGUGGACCUGGGGCACCUGUAUGGGGACAACCUGCAGCGGCAGCACCAGCUGCGGCUCUUCCAAGAUGGGAAGCUCAAAUUUCAGGUGGUGAACGGGGAGGUGUACCCACCGUCUGUCACCGAGGUGCCGGUACACAUGGUCUACCCACCCGCCAUCCCCAAGGAGAAGCAGCUGGCAAUGGGGCAGGAGGUGUUCGGGCUGCUGCCAGGGCUCUGCAUGUAUGCCACGCUCUGGCUGCGUGAGCACAACCGUGUCUGUGACAUUCUGAAGCAGGAGCAUCCCACCUGGGGCGACGAGCAGCUCUUCCAGACAGCGCGGCUCAUCCUCAUCGGGGAGACCAUCAAGAUCGUCAUUGAGGACUACGUCCAGCACCUCAGCGGGUACUUCUUGAACCUCAAGUUUGACCCUGAGCUGCUGUUCGAGCAGCAGUUCCAGUACCGGAAUCGCAUUGCGGUGGAGUUCAACCAGCUCUACCACUGGCACGCGCUGAUGCCCGACUCCUUCACCAUCCAGGGACAGGAGUACAGCUACGAGCAGUUCCUCUACAACACCUCCAUGCUCAUGGACUAUGGCGUGGAGGCCCUGGCGGAGUCCUUUUCCAUGCAGACUGCAGGAAGGAUCGGUGGGGGGCAAAACAUUAAUGCCAAUGUACUGGGAGUGGCUGUUGGAGUCAUUGAGGAGUCGAGGCAGCUGAGGCUGCAGCCCUUCAAUGAGUACCGGAAGAGGUUUGGCCUGAAGCCCUACACAUCCUUCCAGGAGCUCACAGGAGAGGAGGACAAGGCAGCAGAGCUGGAGGAGCUGUAUGGAGACAUCGACGCUCUGGAGUUUUAUCCAGGAUUGCUGCUUGAGAAACCCCAACCCAACGGCAUCUUUGGGGAAAGCAUGGUGGAGAUUGGCGCUCCAUUUUCACUGAAGGGACUUCUUGGGAACCCCAUCUGCUCCCCAGAGUACUGGAAGCCCAGUACCUUUGGUGGAGCAACCGGCUUCGAGAUCGUCAAGACAGCAUCCCUGGAGAAACUCGUGUGCCUCAACGUGAAGAAGUGUCCGUACGUGGCGUUCCAUGUGCCGGAUGCUGCAGCAGCAGGUGAGACUGACAGCGGCCAUGCAGGUGGAGCAUCAUCCACAGAGCUGUAGCAGCAGCACAGCCCACACAGGCAGCGCUGGGGGUGGGGCUCUGCCCAUCCCGUGCCAGCAGAGCGUCCUGCCCUGGGUGGGCUCUGGCUGUGCCCCACAUCAGCAGGGAGAGGCUGGUGUUCACCUUGGGAAGAGCUCGAGUGCCUGAGGAGACCUCAGCAGACCUAAUCUUCCUACUGCUGCCUCGCACUAAGCCGGCUUUGGAGCUCUCUUGGUAAAUCCCAGCGCCCCAGGAUGCUCCUGGCCUCCUCUCUGCUCCUCUCCCUCAGCUGCCACUGCCCACUCCUGCUGUGGGGCAUCGCACUCCAGAGAGCACACAGCACACGGAGCCUUCCCAGCCUCAUUGGGGAGGAUGUGCUGCAGAUGCGCUGCAGGCUGUGCUCUCACCUGGUUCUCCACAGCAACCCCUCUCCGCCCUCCAUCCUGCCUGGCACUGGACAGAGGGUGACCAUGCCAGCUGCCCAGCCCUGGGGAGCUCCCAGAGCCCUGUUCCCCCACCUUGCACUGCUGUCCUGGCACACAGCAGGCUGCUCUGAGCUAUCUCUGUGCACAUCACCCUAUAAAUACUCGCCUGCCCCCUGCUCACUGCACUUUCCUGCAUCAGUAGCUCAGUAAACAAUGUUCUGAAGGCACACUGCCUGCUUUACCUGCUCCACAGCACAUGCAGACAUAAGCCCUCACCAAAAUCAUGACGUGAUCACUGGCAGCCAGAGCCGCUGGCCUUGGUCCCAGCCAGAUCCCAGAAAAUGGACCUCUAAAAUAAACAAUAUUAAAAACCACUCUCAUUUCCUCCAAGUUCUCAGGCUCUCGCAGUGCAGACAGGCCAAGGCAGGUGCCCGGGACCAGGUGGAGCUGGGGAAGGCUCAGCAGCUCUCACACCAGGUGCAGGGAUUUCCUGGGUCCCAGCCCUGGCUGCAGUUCCCGUGGUUGGGUGGCAGCACACUGUCAGACAGAGCAAACGGCACCCAGUGGGAGCAGCACACGGCCAAGGGCUGCUGCCAUAUCCCCAGACAGCACCAUGCACUGUGAUCUGUGCUCUGUGCACUUCCAGUGUCACACUGGCAGAGCAUGCCGGGGAUCCCGCUGUGCGCAGGGCUCCAGCUCCAAGCAUUGUCCUUGUUUCAGUUAGGCCAUAAGUAUCCUGCUUUUGGUUGUGGCUAUCACAGCCAGCCAGUGUUGUUUGUUACCAGCUGAUAAGCGUGCUGGCCAUUGGGCACACAGAGAGCUGUCUCAGUGCUCUGUGCCACCAAGGGGACGUUUCCCCAGGAACAGCACAGCCCCCCCGUGCCCUUUGCUGGUCCUUCAGCCCCGUGUCCAGCAUCUCUGAGGAGCGCAGCAGCAGUGUGUGCCUGCAGGCUGAUGUGCACAGGAGAGCACUGUGCUGUGCAUGCAGUGUGAGGAGCAGAAAGGACAACAUCUGCCUUUGUUGGUGUGACCUUUGGAGUAAUGAUUCACUGAGCACGAAAUGACCAAUGUGGACACCAGGAGGAAGAGAUCCGCUGCCUCAGCGCUUUUAAUAGUAAUUCUCUUUUUGGUGUUCCUACAAAUAAACCCCCAGCGCUCUGAAGGGGAUGUGAUGUGGCUGUAGCACCAGAACAGAUGGCCAGAAGGAGAUGCACAGCCCAGCAGAGGAGCUGCUGCCUUCCUCCAGCUCCACGGGCAGACACAGGACUAAGCAGAGCUGUGCGCAGAAAACAGAACACAGAAGGGACAGAUUACAAACACAGCACACGUAACGUGGCAGCAGAAAGAAGUGUUGCUCACCAAACCUUCACCACGCAUUAACUUACUGUCCUAGUUCAGAUGUGCAAACCAGGCUAAGGAUCUGAAAACUUUUAAAGGCAAUAAAUACCGACCUUGUUUUCCA
Molecule: messenger RNA, 3726 nt
Organism: Gallus gallus (chicken)
Lineage: Eukaryota; Metazoa; Chordata; Aves; Galliformes; Phasianidae
Gene: PTGS1
Product: prostaglandin-endoperoxide synthase 1 (prostaglandin G/H synthase and cyclooxygenase)
Exons: 11
Coding region: 36-1859 (607 amino acids)
Biological process (GO): response to oxidative stress; cyclooxygenase pathway
Cellular component (GO): neuron projection; cytoplasm
Molecular function (GO): peroxidase activity; oxidoreductase activity, acting on single donors with incorporation of molecular oxygen, incorporation of two atoms of oxygen; prostaglandin-endoperoxide synthase activity
Source: RefSeq, a predicted model, not a curated record